UUAAAGACACACUAUGCAGUUAUUUUACCUUAAUAUAACAGCUUCAAAGUCAUUUCGAUGGUAAACGAAGUCAUAGUAUGGCGAAUCAUCCUCCUGUUGAAGCUCGGGGAGGACGCCGCUAGCAAAACCAUCAAUGCAAGCUUGAGAGAACCGCCCCUGACAAAUCUCGCGAGAAUCACGACUUGCUUUACGGCAACGACGUCACACACGUUAGGCUUUUUCGACUUCGUGCAGCGCUGCAAGAACCGGCAGUCGGAUGACGUAAAAGUACCGCGAGAAUGAUCCGAGACGGCACUUUGACGUCAUCCGGCUGUUCUAUUCCUGUAGCGCUGCAUGAAGUCGCACAAGCCUAUAACAACAACUGCACUCGCGCAUUUGAGACGUGAUGCUUGAUGAUGGAAACAGCUAAGAAAACCCGUUCGGAAGAGAGUAGGAAGCGAAAAAGAGAAUCUGACCGAGUUAGGAACCGGACAAGAGUCCCACUCGGCCAGGCUUUUACUCGUUGGCGUGAGCUAAAAGACAGCACUGGAUGCAAAAGGGAUUCUGAUCUGGCGAUCUUGUUGAUGGACAACUACCAGGAUCGGGUCGUAAUGUCUACACCCAGCAAAGGACACAAAAGACCACCAAAGCCACCCGUGUCAAGUAUAACAGAGGAGUCAGAAUGUGAUCGAGAUGAACAUUUCACUGAAACUGGUGUCCAGCCAUUGGUCACAGAGACAGAAGAGGGUGGUGUUUUGGAAACCAGCAUGCGUUCUCUGAGCAUUGCUGAAGAACAUGACUCUACAGAUGAGGGGGAUGCCAAUGACUUGAGGAACAGCUUCAUCGAAAUGGAUGAUUGUUGGGUUGAUCCUUCUCACAAGGACUGGAAGGAUGACUAUAGCUCGGAUGAGGAUUUUGUUCCUUUUCUACAGCUACGAACUGGUCGUGUCAACACAAAUGAUCUUGCUGAAAUAAGCUUAGAUGAAGCUGUGCUUGAUGUAGCCACACCCAAUCCCCCUGAACUGGAAUACAUUCCUGAACAAGAACGAGUUCUCUGUGAGGAUGAUCUGGUGGGGAAAAGUGCCAACAUCACCUACAACAACAACCUCCAUCAGCUUGCUAUGUACUUGAGGCUACCACUACAGAAGUGCAACUACAUAGACAGUAUGUCUGGUGUAGCAUGCCAUGGUGAACCGCCAUUUCGGGUGACCCUGAAACCUCGGGGGACUGGAGUCAUUUUGGAAUGGUUAUGCCCCUUUGGACACACUCUGUGGAAAUGGAACUCACAGCCAGUUUUGAAGUUCGGCAUGCAAGGGGGUGACUUCAUGCUGGCUACCAAUAUUCUUCUGUCUGGCAACAACUACAGGAAGAUUGCCCUCCUCUUUCAAUUCAUGAAAAUGCCAGUGGUUGCUGAGGGGACUUUCUUCCGAAUUCAAGACGCUUAUUGUAUUGAUCCGGUCCAGGAAUUUUGGGAAAAAAAUAGGGCAAACAUUAUAGACAGGUUGCGUCAGGAAGAACAUGUCGUUGUCCUAGGUGAUGGCAGAAUGGACUCUCCAGGACACUGUGCACAAUACUGCACUUACACAACUCUUGAGCAAGAGUCAAGAGACAUUGUGCACAUUGUCACCAUAGACAAGCGAGAAACGAAAAGGAAUUCCGUGAUUAUGGAGAAGGAGUGCUUCAUCAGGACCAUGGACGCACUAAUCAAGGAAAUUCCUGUCAGAGAAGUUGUUACAGAUGCCCAUCCACAAAUAUCUGCCUUGCUUAAUCCAGAGCGUGGGCGCUACAAAGGCAUUCAACAUUCACUCGACAUAUGGCAUGCUGCCAAAAAUCUUGGAAAGAAGUUACGACGGGCUGGCACCAUAAAAAAUCAGAAUUCAAUUCUGGUUUGGAUGAAGGACAUCGUGAACCACUUUUGGUAUUGCUGCAAACAAGCAUUGACAGAGGAGCAGUUCAAGAUGAUGUGGCAUGGAGUCUUACACCAUGUCCGCAACCAACAUUCAUGGGCAACUGGAUGCUGUGAACAUGAGCCUCUGGAUGAAGGAAGCCAAAACAAGCCAUGGAUCCAGCAAGGUUCAGCAGCUCAUCAGGCACUUACAGCAAUUGUGCUUGACAAGCGCUGGUUGAGCCAGGUGAAGAAGUUCAUAAACUUUAGGACCACAUCUGAUUUGGAAAGCUUCCAAAAUCAUAUACUAAUGUAUGCGGCAAAGCGCUUCGCCUACAGCCCACCUGUAUACAAGACGCGAGUUUUGCUUGCCGCCUUAGAUUACAAUAACCACAAUCAUCGCCUGCCAGCCCGUAACAAGGAUGGACACAAAAUAUAUAGAAGAUACUUCAACAAAAAAUCAAAAAUCUGGAGUGUCUACACCACAAAGGAAAAGAAGCAGUAUAGCUACAUACAAGACCUUCAGAAGGCCAUUCUGGGGAGAAGAAUUCGAAGUGGGAGAGGCCUUCCCCGCAAACAGACGCUCAGGUCCGAUGACCCAAGGCGCAUGGGUUUGCUUGCUGCUGUACCGCCACCACCCACUGCAGAACUUGUGCAGGGCCACAUUGAAAGAGGAGACAUUCCUCCACAGUGACUGUUGUAUUGUAAUCUGUUUCUUGUAAAUAUUUGUAAUAAAUGAUGGAUAAUA
Molecule: messenger RNA, 2612 nt
Organism: Misgurnus anguillicaudatus (oriental weatherfish)
Lineage: Eukaryota; Metazoa; Chordata; Actinopteri; Cypriniformes; Cobitidae
Source: RefSeq, a predicted model, not a curated record